This is a messenger RNA of Stegastes partitus (bicolor damselfish), 2598 nucleotides long. RefSeq lists its product as uncharacterized. NCBI's taxonomy places the organism in Eukaryota, Metazoa, Chordata, Actinopteri, Pomacentridae. Gene Ontology annotation, molecular function: ATP binding. Gene Ontology annotation, cellular component: membrane. The record is from RefSeq and is a predicted model, not a curated record. Gene Ontology annotation, biological process: intracellular protein transport; protein import; protein targeting. The transcript is spliced from 3 exons. Bases 364 to 2598 code for a protein of 744 amino acids.
CGGAGGGAGGAGGAGGAGAGGAGGUGGAGAAAUGAGCAGGAGAGGAGGCGGAGAGAGGAGGAGGAGAGGAGGCGGCAGGCCCAGCUGGAACGAGAGAGGAGGAUCCAGCAGCAGAUCGACGAGGAGAACCAGGCCUCCCGCCAUAAGCUGACACAGGCUUACCAGGACCUGCAGGAGGAGCAGAACCUCCAAACUCGGACGUUCCACCAGCAGCAGACGAUCCUCCUGCACCAGCCGGUGGACGACCACACCGCUCAGAUCGACAGAGACGAGUUUGCUGAUGUUGCUGAGAAAUUUGAGGAGCUGUUGGAUAAGUACCAAAUCACGGAGGUUGAAACCGAAGAAAGUGACCUAGAAGAGAGGAUGAAGACUCUCCAAAAUGAGCUCACACAGAAAUAUUUCCAAGAGCACCAGAUUCCCAUUUGGUCACUGCUCGCUUUGGACCAGGCAACCAGAUAUGUAGACUUGUCUCUGACGGAGAGGCUCAGCGUCCUGGAGGCAGUGGUUAAGGUAACUGUGGAAGGCAGUUGCGGCUUCGAGGACGCUCAAGACAAGAAGCUUGAAUUCCUCCUCAGUUUGCAAGAGCAGCUACAUGUUGAGAAUCCGACACUGGCCCAACAAGUUCUGGUAAAUGUUCUGAACCUGACUCCACAGCUGGCCGCGACAGCAAAGGAGAUCCUCAGUCACAUCCUGUUCAACAAGAUCUGGACACCAAAGGAAAUCAAGCUUUUCAUCGGGAGGGCCCUGAGCCACAAUCAGGAGACAGUGACGGAGGUCCUUCACAGAGUUUGCACCUACAGCCUGAACUGCAUUGUCGCCCUCACAGCUUUGAACGAGAGACGCCCGCUGGACUACAUCCAGGACUGCAUUUCCGAUGAGAUGGACAAAGAUGUGGAUGCUGUCCUGAGUGAAAUGCAGGACAAAAACUACCCAGAGGAUCUCCUGUGGCUGCUGGGAGAUGUGCUGAGGUAUAUAGAAAAGGAACUGCCAAUACACCAGAGUGUGGACAUUAAUUCGCAGAUGAUUUGUGAAGGUAAACGCAGGAUCAUGUCGCUUGAUUUGUCUGCGCCUGACAUCGAUGUUCUGAAGAGAGUGCUGGUUGUAAUGUCCAUCGCAGUGAAAACGUGCACCACAUUAACUACUUAUGAUGGAAGAGUUGAAGGCUACUUCCCGAGACUCUCUCAGCUGGCAGCGUUACUGCUGCUGCUGCUGCCACAGUUGGAAGACAAACGAGGCUGUCUCUUAGAAAUCGGCACUGGGGAGGGCAAGACGUGCAUCUUAGCCAUGUUCGCCACCAUCCAGGCCGCCAGAGGUGCAAAGGUGGACAUCGUGACAAGCUCCCCUCUGCUUGCGAUCCGUGAUCAAGACGAGUGGAGUAAAUUAUUUGAUAUGUUUGGUGUGACGUCAUCCAUCGUGCCUCCACCAAAUAUGUAUAACUGCUCUGCUGAGCAUCAGGAGAAGAUGAUUAAGGAUGCAUACAGCAAGCAGGUGGUUUAUGGAACUGUCGGUACAUUCGCAGCAGAUACACUAAGGCAGGAGUUUGAGAAGAAAACUACUCGAGGCUCAAGGAAGUUUGACUGUGUGAUUGUGGACGAGGUGGACUACAUGACGUUGGACAGUGGAGUCCAAGUGACAUUUCUGUCUCACCAAGCCAACGGCUUGAGACACAUUGAGCAGGUCCUAGCCAGUAUCUGGGCCCUGAUGUCCGCCUGCCGACCAAUAGCACUGCUUGAGACGGGGGAGAUCUGGUGGGGAACCAGGAUCCAGCACUUUCACAAGGUCGCGCUGCAGGCUGUGAUCGGCUCAGGGUCUGAGGACUUCUCAGCCAACGACAUCCUGGUGAUGGGAGUCCAGAAGGGGCUGUACUCUCAGCAGGACCUGGAUGCAUUAAACGACGCAGAGAGUCGGACAGACAGUGACGGCUCUGAAGAUGCCAAGCGGGAAGCCAUUGAGAAAAUCAUGGCCAACGUCGGGCCUGAAGAACAGUACCAGCUGCUGAGCGAACUCGGGAUGAUAACAGUAAACAGUGUGGUUGUAGAUUAUUACAUACUGGAGAACAACCUGGCCAGACUAUACAGGGAAGAGUCUCAUGAAGACACGAACAUCUGCAUGCUUCUGCUGGAGAGAGGCCGAGCCUGCGAAAUCAUGUCCGAGGACUCACUAAUCGAGGUGACGGUCGACAAACUAAAGUCCAGAAUUAAAUACUCCCAUGACUGUAACCUGGACUCCUUGGAGGAAUCUAAAGGAUUCAUUGUGAUCCCGUCUUUCUUGGAGAAAUACAUCGAGAAUCAGUUGCCAGUUUUUGCUGAGAACGCCUUAAAAGCCAUCCAGAUGACACGAGGAAGAGAGUACAUGAUUGACAAAGCCCCUGAAGCUGACAGAGUAGGCUCCAGUGAUGCAGAUAGUCACAAGUAUGAUGCCAUAAUUCCUGUGGACUUUCAGGCUAGUGGAGUGCUGGAGAAAAACCGGCGCUGGGGUGAUGGCCUGCAACAGUUCCUGGAGAUGAAGCACCAGCUAGCGAUUUCGCCGUUGUCCAACGUGACGAAUUACAUGUCAAAUGUCCACUUCUUCAAAAGGUACCUGANGCUAUUAGAAUAA